This is a messenger RNA of Oryza brachyantha (malo sina), 1160 nucleotides long. RefSeq lists its product as uncharacterized. Lineage: Eukaryota; Viridiplantae; Streptophyta; Magnoliopsida; Poales; Poaceae. The record is from RefSeq and is a predicted model, not a curated record. Gene Ontology annotation, biological process: cytokinin biosynthetic process. The coding region runs from base 119 to 763 and encodes 214 amino acids. The transcript is spliced from 4 exons.
UCGUCUCGUCUACUGCCGCCGCCGCUUGCUCGCCACCAAUUCAUCGGCGGUGAUAUUGGUAGCACAUUAGAGGGUGUGCUGCUGCUGAGAGGAGGGGGCAGACCCGGCCGGGAGAUCGAUGUUGGUGGGAAUGGAGGGGGAGGCGAUGGCGGCGGCGAGCUCGGGAUGCAGCAGCGGCUGCCAGUCCGGCUGGACCACCUACCUGGACGAUCACUCGUCCUACUCCUACGGGACCGCCCGGUUCCACGGCAAGGCGCAGCAGCCGUACUACCACUGCGACUACUCGGAGGACGCGGAGGAGGACGACCUGUCCAUGAUCUCCGACGCCUCCUCCGGCCCACGCCAGCAGUACUCCACCGGCAACGACGAGUCCGUCGCCGCCACCGCCGCCGCCGCACAUGCCAAUGCGGCCGGGAGGAGAGGCAGGCGGAUGGAGCCCACCGCCAGGCGGCAGAGCAAGACGGCUGCCGGCGCAUCUCUUCUCGAGGACACGGCCAGCUCGCCGGCGUUCUUCAAGUACACCAAUGCCUCCGCUGAGGGCAAUGGCUAUGGCUAUGGCGGAGCAGCCUCACCAGUGAUGGAGAUGGGCAAUGCGGCCGACUUCUCCUGCGCCUUGUCCGCCACGACGGGCUUCGAGAGUCCGUUGAACGGGAUUCCCCUGAGCGGUUACAUGCAAAUGCAGUACUCCUACUCCACUACACCUGUCAAUGCGAUCCCCGCAAGACAGGCGCGCAGAGGUGGGGCUGAGAAGAAGAGGCGGUGACUCGAGAGGAGCUGUUGCUGUUGAUGAUCUCGUAUCGUAUGGUGGUGUUCCUGGCCUGUGCAGUGUGUGCGCGCACUGCUCUGCUCUUCUCUGUUCCGUUCCGUUCCUGGGAGAAAGAGGCCGAUAUGGGCAGCUAGGUAGAAUGAGUUUGCAAAUCUUGAGAUCCCCGAGAGAUGAUUACUGCAUUGAUCCACCAUCUGUCUGUCUCCCUCUCUCCUCUGUUCUGUCUGUCACUCUCUCUUCGCUCUGUUUCACUAUGACUGUCCGUCUGUCCCUGUUACUCCCCCAGCUGCAGUUAGUAUUCUACUUUUUAGCUGUCAAUGCAGUGGGAAACAACCACCUGAGGCAAAACAAGGCAACGUGAAAUCCAAUCCUUUUUGCACCGGAUUUGCUGUUU